This is a messenger RNA of Aethina tumida (small hive beetle), 3710 nucleotides long. Its product is annotated as putative per-hexamer repeat protein 5. The transcript has 6 exons. Bases 33 to 3650 code for a protein of 1205 amino acids. Lineage: Eukaryota; Metazoa; Arthropoda; Insecta; Coleoptera; Nitidulidae. The record is from RefSeq and is a predicted model, not a curated record.
AACAACGAGCAACGAACAAAUCAGUACCAAAAAUGAAGUUGACUCCGGUUGCAGUUUUGGGCAUAUUCGCUCUGAUUUACAUCGUAGAUGCCCACGAGGAAACCGAUCACCAUGAUUUGAAACAUCAAAAACAUGCCAAAAAACACCACGAAGGUAAACACCACCUUCACGAAGCUAAACACCACCAUCAAGCCGAACACCAUAAACAUGAAGCUAAACACCAUAACCAUGAAGUUAAACAUCAUAACCAUGAAGUUAAACACCACCACGAGGCUAAGCAGCAUCAUCACGGAUCUAAGCAUCAACUCCACAAAUUAAAAUCUCAUCACGAGCAACAUUUUAAACACCACCAUAACAAACAUCAUUAUCACGAGACAGGAGAAAGGAAGCAACAUCAAGAAAAAUAUGUGACCCAUUUAAGAAGGCACCAUCACCAAUCAAAACAUUUUGGAAUCCCUUCAGUGCAUCCAAUUAUCUGCAAAUUCCUUUGUCCAUGUGAUGGAAGUUUAAAAAGCAUACCAGCCAGAUUCAUUGCCUUUUUGGAGAUGAGACCUUUAUGCCAUAUUUUCUGUCCUUGUCCUGGAAAAAUUACAACAGCUGCACCUGCUACAUCCUCAACAGAAGCUGGAUCUUCGGGAUCCGGUUCUGGUUCUGUAACGAGUGACGGUGGAUCUUCCGGAUCUGGUUCUGGUUCUGUUACAAUUGAUGGUGGAUCAUCUGGUUCCGGUUCUAUUACUAUUGAUGGUGGAUCAUCUGGUUCCGGUUCUGUAACAAUUGAUGGUGGAUCAUCUGGUUCCGGAUCUAUAACAAUUGAUGGUGGAUCUUCUGGUUCAGGUGCUGUAACAGGUGAUAGUGGAUCUUCUGGUUCUGUUACAACAGAAGCUGGAUCUUCCAGUUCUGGUUCAGGCUCUGUGACCGGUGGUGAUGGAUCUUCUGGAUCUGGUUCUGGCUCUGUAACAGGUGGAUCUCCUGGUUCUGGUUCUGUAACAAGUAACGGAUCUUCUGGAUCUGGUUCUGUAACAAUUGAUGGUGGAUCAUCUGGUUCCGGUUCUGUAACAAUUGAUGGUGGAUCUUCUGGUUCCGGUUCUGUAACAGGUGAUAGUGGAUCUUCUGGUUCUGUUACAACAGAAGCUGGAUCUUCCAGUUCUGGUUCAGGCUCUGUGACCGGUGGUGAUGGAUCUUCUGGAUCUGGUUCUGGCUCUGUAACAAGUGAUGGUGGAUCUUCUGGUUCUGGUUCUGUAACAAGCAACGGAUCUUCUGGAUCUGGUUCUGUAACAAUUGAUGGUGGAUCAUCUGGUUCCGGUUCUAUAACAAUUGAUGGUGGAUCUUCUGGAUCUGGUUCUGGCUCUGUAACAGGUGAUGGUGGAUCUUCUGGUUCUGGUUCUGCAACAAGUGAUGGAUCUUCUGGAUCAAGUUCUGGUUCUGUAACCAAUGAUAGUGGAUCUUCCGGUUCCGUCACAACUGAAUCGUCAUCUUCCGGAUCUGGAUCAGUAACUAAUGAUGGCGCAUCUUCUGGUUCUGGUUCCGUUACAAGCAAUGCAGGAUCUUCCAGCUCUGGUUCUGGAUCUGUAACAAGUAGUGAUGGAUCUUCUGGUUCUGUCACAACCGAAUCACCAUCUUCUGGAUCUGGUUCAGUAACCAAUGAUGGCGCAUCUUCUGGUUCUGGUUCCGUUACAAGCAAUGGAGGAUCUUCCAGUUCUGGUACUGGAUCUGUAACAAGUAGUGAUGGAUCUUCUGGUUCUGUCACAACCGAAUCAUCAUCUUCUGGAUCUGGUUCAGUAACCAAUGAUGCCGCAUCUUCUGGUUCUGGUUCCGUUACAAGUAAUGGAGGAUCUUCCAGCUCUGGUUCUGAUUCUGUAACAACUGAAUCUGCAUCAGGUUCAAUAGCCAAUGAUGGCGCGUCUUCUAGUUCUGGUUCCGCAACAAGCAAUGGGGGAUCUUCAAGCUCUGGUUCUGAACAUGUAACAAGUAGUAAUGGAUCUUCUGGUUCCGUCACAACUGAAUCGUCAUCUUCCGGAUCUGGUUCAGUAACCAAUGAUGCCGCAUCUUCUGGUUCUGGUUCCGUUACAAGUAAUGGAGGAUCUUCUAGCUCUGGUUCUGGAUCUGUAACAAGUAGUAAUCAAUCUUCUGAUUCUGUAACAACUGAAUCUGCAUCUGGUUCAAUAGCCAAUGAUGGCGCGUCUUCUAGUUCUGGUUCCGCAACAAGCAAUGGGGGAUCUUCAAGCUCUGGUUCUGAACAUGUAACAAGUAGUGAUGGAUCUUCUGGUUCUGUCACAACCGAAUCACCAUCUUCUGGAUCUGGUUCAGUAACCAAUGAUGGCGCAUCUUCUGGUUCUGGUUCCGUUACAAGUAAUGAAGGAUCUUCAAGCUCUGGUUCUGGAUCUGACAAUGGAUCUUCUGGUUCCGUCACAACUGAAUCGUCAUCUUCCGGAUCUGGAUCAGUAACCAAUGAUGGCGCAUCUUCUGGUUCUGGUUCCGUUACAAGCAAUGGAGGAUCUUCCAGCUCUGGUUCUGGAUCUGUAACAAGUAGUGAUGGAUCUUCUGGUUCUGUCACAACCAAAUCACCAUCUUCUGGUUCUGGUUCCGUUACAAGCAAUGGAGGAUCUUCCAGCUCUGGUUCUGGUUCCGUUACAAGCAAUGGAGGAUCUUCCAGUUCUGGUACUGGAUCUGUAACAAGUAGUGAUGGAUCUUCUGGUUCUGUCACAACCGAAUCAUCAUCUUCUGGAUCUGGUUCAGUAACCAAUGAUGGUGCAUCUUCUGGUUCUGGUUCCGUUACAAGCAAUGGAGGAUCUUCAAGCUCUGGUUCUGGAUCUGACAGUGGAUCUUCUGGUUCCGUCACAACUGUAUCGUCAUCUUCCGGAUCUGGAUCAGUAACCAAUGAUGGCGCAUCUUCUGGUUCUGGUUCCGUUACAAGCAAUGGAGGAUCUUCUAGCUCUGGUUCUGGAUCUGUUACAACCGAAUCGUCAUCUUCCGGAUCAGGUUCUGUAACCAAUGAUAGUGUAUCUUCUGGUUCUGGUUCUGUAACAAGUAAUGGAGGAUCUUCUAGUUCUACAACAGAAGCUGGAUCAUCUGGAUCCAGUUCUGGAUCUUCCACCUCAAGAGACUUCAGUUCUUCGUCCAGUAAUGACUCACGAAUUUCUGUUUCCACAGUAUCAGCAGAUUCGUCAAUAACACCAAAUGAUGGAAUAACAGUUUCUGGUGGCGUUAGCGUUUCUGGAGACUCCUCUGUAACCGUUUCUGGCGCCUCAGGUGAUUCUGUUACAACUAUUACAACCCCUUCAGGUCAACAAUGUGCUUGCACUUGUGUUUCUCCUGAUGUAAAUCCUCUCUCUAGACGCCACCACAAAAAGCACCACCACGGAGUAAAAACUGCACACCACCAUAUGAAGAACUUCCACCACAACCUCAAACAUCAUCAUGAAGGUGUUAAGCACCACCAUGAUCAUGGUAAACAUCAUGAAGGUAAUAAACAUCAUAAUGAACACAAGAUACAUCAACAUGAAGGCAAAAUGCAUCAUUACGCAGUCAAGGAACAUCAACACGAAGGCAAAAUACAUCAUCAAGUAGUCAAGGAGCAUCAACAUGAUGGCAAAGUACAUCAUCAUGUCAACAAGGAACAUCAUGUUGCUAAAGAGCAUCAUAAGCAUUAAAUACAGUUGAUUGUAUAAGGUUUUGAAGGUUGUGGGAAUUAAAUAAAUAUUGCAUCAAUA